Messenger RNA from Pochonia chlamydosporia 170, 1983 nucleotides. RefSeq names its product proline-rich protein RiP-15. NCBI's taxonomy places the organism in Eukaryota, Fungi, Ascomycota, Sordariomycetes, Hypocreales, Clavicipitaceae. The transcript has a single exon. The record is from RefSeq and is a predicted model, not a curated record. Bases 1 to 1983 code for a protein of 660 amino acids.
AUGAGCGCACCGCCGCCGCCUCCGCCGCACGGCGAGGCACCAAGGUCGUCUGGGCUACCACCCGGUAAAUAUGACAUCUUUGUUAUACCAGAGCAUUCUGCCGGCGCAGGAUUUUUAUAUCUGCCAUCUUUGAAACCCAGUGUCAAUAGUUUCUUCGCAGGCUUUGCCUCGGCCUUGAUACUUGUGGCACUAUUCCAAAGCAUGGCGCCGGCUUUUCGUGCUUGGUGGGAGACAUUCCAAGGCUUGGGCAAUAUGGGUAUAACGCUUUUGAUACUUGGCGUUGGAUUCGGUGCUUGGGCCCUGGGGCGUACGCAAAAGGACUCGCCCGGCUCGAGCUAUCAUCACCAGAGUUCCUACAGCUCUGGAGGAGGAAGCGGACCGGGCACGGCGCCUGGCGGCUUCGGAUCGUCGACUCCUGGCGCAUCUCCCAACGGAGGAGCUCAUGCUAGGGGACAUGGAGGACCACCACCACCGCCGCCGCCUCACAGCAGCCCGCCUCCUCCACCACCUGGAGGCGGAGGACCGCCGCCGCAACAACGGGCACAAUCAUCACAACCGCCCCCUCCUCCGCAACCCGAGAAACCAAAAUCAUCAUGGCAACGGUCACCGCCUCAGCCCAGCACACCGAAACCGCAAUCGCCAAAGGGAACCUGGGAGAAGGCUCGUGAGGAAACGCGAAAGAAGGAAGAGGAACGGAAAGCAAAGGAAGCAGAACAAAAACGUCGAGAAGAGGCUGCAAAACGACUUGCAGAGUUAAGAGCAAAAGAAGCAAAGGAGAGACUGGAGCGGGAGAAGGAAAGAGAACGAAAGGAAAAGGAGACGAGCGAGAAGAAGCUCAAGGAAGAAGCCGAGCAGCGACGGAAGGAGCUGGCAGAGAAACUCAAGAAGGAGAGGGAGGAAAAGGAGGGGCAAAGAAAGAAGGAAGCUGCCGCCGGCAUGGGAGCUGCGCGGGCGAACAGUUCAUAUGCCUUUUCAGGAGUUGGAGAGAAGACGAGCAUGUGGCCAGAAGGAAAACCGGCUGGUCCACCACAAACAGGCUCGGCUGGUUCAUCGCCAACCAAAAAGCCGCCGAGCCCUGGAAAGAAGCCUCCACCUCCAACCGCGAGAACGUAUGUCAGUACACCCGAAGAAGAGGCAUACUCGUUUCGACCAUACGACCAACCAAAGAAGACGCAUCGGAGACCGUCCAUGUCUUCCUUUACCGGCUCCGAUGCUUCAUGGGCGCAGUCUCAUACGACGGCCCGAACCUCGCCGCCACCAUCAGUUCGUGGCCGACCGUAUACGACCAAAGAUCCUGACAAGAUUGUCAUUCAAGCUGUGUAUCUGUUCAUCAACCAAUACUCCAAGACACCAGCCAGUCAACUUGUGUCUGGUGUAGGAUCCGUCACGGAUGGCCUCAUCCUGCGGAUAACGACUGAAGGUCUCUUUAUCGACGACGACGUCCGCGGCGUUCCGCAGCGCGAGUGGGACGUCAAGGCGUGGACGCUGAAACUUGUCGAGGUAUGGUGCCCCCCGCACUGCUUGAAUUCGUCUGCUUCUGCUACUUCCAACACAUCGUCCGGACCCAAGAGCGCCCCCCAUUUGCUUUAUAAGAUGGCAACAGCCCGAAGAACCGCAGGCCGCGACACGCAAAAGGUUUUGAACGGCGAUGAAGCCGACACCUAUCUUACUGAGAUGCUGCGUGCCUGCAAGGAUUGCUGCCGUCUUGGUUUGUGCGAGCGAACAUUUAAAGAUACUAACAUUCCGUCUUCCUCUGGUCAGACUGGAGCAUGGAAGGCCAAGGGCUUGCACGUUCUCCGUGCCACCGUACGCGAUCAAGAUGGAAAGAGAUAUGUCUUUGUAAUGAAUGAAACUGAGAGCUGGAAGCUUGCGUUUGGAUUGCAGCGCCUUCGAGGCGGUACGCAGGUUCGACAACUAGGCGUGGCUGGAAUGACGCCUUCCGAAGCAAGAGGGACACUGGAGAUGUUGGGAUGGUCGGGCUGA